UCGGCUUCGGAGGCUCCGGCUCAUCGCAGCAAAUGUCCAGCGGACCCACCGUCGGCGCCGGCGUCGGCAGCGCGCAGCUCGACGCCGCCGUGCAGGAGCUCGACAUGAUCACAGACGUCUUCAACCGCCUCGUCAGCUCCUGCCACGCAAAGUGCAUCGCCACGCGCUACGCCGAGCCCGACCUCAACAAGGGCGAGAGCGUGUGCAUCGACCGGUGCACGGCCAAGUUCUUCGCAACCAACGCAAAGGUGGGCGAGCUGAUGAACAAGAUGGGCGGCGGCGGCGCACAGCAGCAGGGCAACAGCGGCGGUAUGGGCUUCUUCUGAGCGGCGAGGGAUCCGCUGGAAGAGAGGACAGGGGACUCAGGUCAUGCAAUACACGCUCGAUUGCGCUGCCGUUGGCCUUGUGCUGCUGACAGAGCAGCAGAUGUCGCAAUCCUCUUCAUGGCUGCCCAGCCGCUCAGGCGUCGCAUCUUCGUGCGCGACUCAUCUCGACGCCUGUCGCUCGAUUGACCUGUUGCGAGCCUCAUUUCCAUGCAGGGCAGGGCUAUUGCGACGUGCUAUUGGCCAGUCC
This is a messenger RNA of Tilletiopsis washingtonensis, 573 nucleotides long. RefSeq lists its product as hypothetical. The coding region runs from base 33 to 326 and encodes 97 amino acids. The transcript is spliced from 4 exons. The record is from RefSeq and is a predicted model, not a curated record. Gene Ontology annotation, cellular component: mitochondrial inner membrane. Gene Ontology annotation, biological process: protein insertion into mitochondrial inner membrane. Lineage: Eukaryota; Fungi; Basidiomycota; Exobasidiomycetes; Entylomatales.